Dothidotthia symphoricarpi CBS 119687 is the source of this 740-nucleotide messenger RNA. RefSeq lists its product as uncharacterized. The transcript has a single exon. Lineage: Eukaryota; Fungi; Ascomycota; Dothideomycetes; Pleosporales; Dothidotthiaceae. Bases 172 to 609 code for a protein of 145 amino acids. The record is from RefSeq and is a predicted model, not a curated record.
UUGAGCUUUUUUUUGUGUCUUUGGGACAUGGCAUUGCAUUGUACCGGAGUACGCUGGCUAACAGUGUGGGUUUAGUUCAUGGCGCCGGGUACACCGACACCGGGACAGCCGCAGGGCGCGAAGCCUGCGUUGUAGAGAUGCUGCGUCUUCGAUCGUAUAUGGUGAGCUUGCAUGGAUAGCGCUUUGACGACUGGCGCCGGGAUUUCUCGCAUUUGUUUUACUAGAGGAGGUGCAAUGAUGAGGGAAACGAAGCAUGGAAUGUUAUGCUAUGCUAUGUACACCAUACAAAUCGAGGGAGCGAUCUCUCUACGAUUUCUUGUACUAUAUUCUCGACUCUUCACCAAUGCAAGGCGUCGCACUCGCAUCCCAACGGACCCUCAUGCCGUCCCCCACACUGCGUCACGCUCGCUAGUGCACUUCUUCACACCCGCACUAACAGUCGUCUAUCCCAUGAUUGUUGUACAUCAGAUUCUAAGCGCGCACGCUAUGCUACGACCAACCACCACCACCACACAUCAUAUACGUACAAAACAUGCCACCCUCCAUCUGGCGACAACACAAACACACACACACACAAUCGCGUCGUUUCCAUAUCUAUCAGAUGCGUAGCCCAUUAGAUGAUGACAAAGCGCCUUUUUUUCAGCUCGGCUCAAACGUGUUGAUGAGAUGGUGUUCUUUCGCUCAUGCAGUACCCUAACCAAUCGUUCCACCGGAUAUCAUGAGAGCGAAAACUAGACGCG